Messenger RNA from Durio zibethinus, 4207 nucleotides. RefSeq names its product ABC transporter B family member 15-like. Gene Ontology annotation, cellular component: membrane. Lineage: Eukaryota; Viridiplantae; Streptophyta; Magnoliopsida; Malvales; Malvaceae. Gene Ontology annotation, biological process: transmembrane transport. Gene Ontology annotation, molecular function: ABC-type transporter activity; ATP binding; ATP hydrolysis activity. The record is from RefSeq and is a predicted model, not a curated record.
UCACCCUGGCACUUGUUUCUCAUCUCAUUUGUCUUAAGAUCAGACAAGAUUAUUUUGGAGGCAAACAAAGAAAAGAAAGAAACUGUUAGAAACAAACCAAAUCAUCAAUCCUAAGUGGUUUGAGAAUCUUGGGUGUUGUUUUGUUUCUCAAAUUAAGAUAUGGGUCAUGAGAAGCAGAAACCAGCUGGUGCAGCCCAGAAGGUAAAUGGGUGGUCCAUAAGGUCCAUUUUCAUGCAUGCGGACGGUGUAGAUAUGUGGUUGAUGACUCUCGGCUUCAUCGGAGCCGUUGGUGAUGGUUUUAGUACACCUCUUGUUUUGCUUGUUACUAGCAAGUUGAUGAACAAUCUUGGUGAUGCAUCAGCUUUCACUGCAGACAAGUUCAUUCAUAAUAUCAACAAGAAUUCGGUGGCUUUGUUGUAUUUGGCUUGUGGAUCAUGGCUUGCUUGUUUUCUAGAGGGAUUUUGUUGGUCAAGAACAGGUGAGAGACAAGCAACAAGAAUGAGAGCCAGAUAUUUGAAGGCAGUUUUAAGACAAGAUGUGGGAUACUUUGAUUUGCAUGUUACAAGCACAGCUGAAGUUAUCACAAGUGUUUCAAAUGAUAGUCUAGUAAUCCAAGAUGUUCUCAGUGAAAAGGUGCCAAAUUUUCUGAUGAAUGUUGCAACAUUUAUUGGGUGCUACAUGGCAGCAUUCAUAAUGCUAUGGAGACUAGCAAUAGUGGGUUUUCCUUUUGCUGUUCUUUUGGUCAUUCCUGGUUUAAUGUAUGGAAGAGGUUUGAUUGGAAUAGCUAGAAAGAUAAGGGAGGAAUAUAAUAAGGCUGGUACAAUAGCAGAACAGGCAAUAUCUUCAAUAAGAACAGUUUAUUCCUUUGUUGGUGAAAGCAAAACCAUUGCUGAAUUCUCUGCAGCUGUACAAGGUUCUGUGAAGUUGGGGUUAAGGCAGGGUUUGGCUAAAGGACUGGCAAUUGGAAGCAAUGGGGUGGUUUUUGCCACUUGGGCUUUCAUGUCUUAUUAUGGCAGCAGGAUGGUUAUGUACCAUGGUGCUCAAGGAGGGACUGUUUUCAUUGUUGGCGCUGCCAUUGCGAUGGGAGGCCUGUCAUUGGGGGCUAGUUUGUCCAACCUGAAGUUUUUCUCUGAAGCAUGUUCAGCUGGAGAACGCAUAAUGGAAGUGAUAAAAAGAGUCCCCAAGAUUGAUUCAGACAAUUUGGAGGGUGAAAUUUUGGACAACGUUUCAGGAGCAGUCGAAUUUAGACAUAUUGAAUUUGCAUAUCCAACAAGGCCAGAAAGCAUGAUUUUCAAAGAUUUUUGCCUCAACAUUCCUGCCGGAAAGACUCUGGCAUUAGUGGGUGGUAGUGGCUCGGGGAAAUCCACAGUCAUAGCACUACUGAAAAGGUUUUAUGACCCACUAGGGGGAGAGAUACUCCUUGAUGGGAUUGCAAUCGAUAAGUUGCAGCUCAAGUGGCUAAGGUCACAGAUGGGUUUGGUGAGUCAGGAGCCAGCACUUUUUGCUACUACCAUAAUGGAAAACAUACUUUUUGGGAAGGAAGAUGCUAGCAUGCAAGAUGUCAUUGAAGCUGCCAAAACCUCAAAUGCCCACAAGUUCAUAUGCCAAUUGCCUCAUGGUUAUGAUACUCAGGUUGGUGAAAGAGGGGUUCAAAUGUCAGGUGGACAAAAGCAAAGAAUUGCUAUAGCAAGAGCUAUAAUAAAAGCACCCCAAAUCCUUCUCCUUGAUGAGGCAACAAGUGCACUAGACUCAGAAUCUGAACGAGUUGUGCAAGAAGCGAUCGACCAAGCUGCCAUUGGCCGCACCACCAUAAUAAUCGCCCAUCGUCUAUCCACCAUUCGCAAUGCAGACCUUAUUGCAGUUGUCCAAAAUGGCCAGGUUAUGGAAACAGGAUCACAUGAUGAGUUGAUGGAAAAUGAAAAUGGUCAUUAUACUUCAUUAGUCCGCCUUCAGCAAACAGAGAAAGAAAAGAACCCUGAAGAAGCUAACUUAAAUUUAUCUACGUAUGUUUCAUCUUCAAUAUCAAAUAUGGACAUUAAUGGCACAAGUAGUCGUAGACUUUCAUUUGUUAGUCGGUCUAGUUCCGCCAAUUCAUUUACUCAAAACCGUACUUCACUGGCUAUAGAAUCUGCAGUGGAAGAUCAAAAGUUGCCGGUGCCAUCUUUUAGAAGACUGUUGGCAUUGAACUUACCAGAAUGGAAACAGGCAAUAUUGGGGUGUUUAAGUGCAAUCCUAUUUGGUGCUGUUCAACCUGUUUACGCAUUCUCACUAGGAUCUAUGGUAUCAGUGUACUUUUUGACUGAUCAUGAUGAGAUUAAGGAGAAGACUAAGAUCUAUGCCUUAUGCUUUCUUGGGUUGUCAGUGUUUUCCUUGCUGAUAAAUGUUGGUCAGCAUUAUAACUUUGCAUACAUGGGAGAGUACUUGACAAAGAGGAUUAGAGAGAGGAUGCUUUCAAAGAUACUGACACUUGAAGUAGGCUGGUUUGAUCAAGAUGAGAAUUCAAGUGGUGCUAUCUGCUCUAGACUUGCCAAGGAUGCCAAUGUGGUGAGAUCAUUGGUAGGUGACAGGAUGGCAUUAAUUGUGCAAACCAUUUCAGCAGUAACUAUAGCUUGCACCAUGGGUCUGGUCAUUGCUUGGAGGCUUGCGCUUGUCAUGAUAGCAGUCCAACCCAUCAUCAUUGUUUGUUUCUACACCAGACGUGUCUUGCUAAAAAGCAUGUCUCAGAAGGCUAUCAAAGCCCAAGACGAAAGCAGCAAGCUGGCUGCAGAGGCUGUUUCCAACCUCCGAACCAUCAGCUUCUCAUCCCAAGAUAGAAUCCUGAAAAUGCUCGAAAAAGCCCAAGAAGGCCCACGACAAGAGAGCAUCCGCCAAUCAUGGUAUGCUGGUUUUGGGCUUGCCACAUCUCAAAGCCUAACAACUUGCACUUGGGCCUUAGACUUUUGGUAUGGUGGUAAACUCGUGUCUCGAGGCUACAUCACUGCAAAGGCAUUAUUUGAGACCUUCAUGAUCUUGGUAAGCACCGGCCGUGUAAUAGCCGAUGCCGGAAGCAUGACUUCCGACCUCGCCAAGGGCUCGGAUGCAGUUGGAUCAGUCUUUGCUGUAUUAGACCGAUACACGAGUAUUGAGCCCGAAGAUCCUGAAGGAUACAAGCCCGAAAAGAUAACGGGCCACAUAGAACUUCGGAACAUAGACUUUGCAUACCCAGCCCGGCCCAAUUUUAUGAUCUUUAGAGGCUUCUCACUCAAAAUUGAAGCAGGUAAAUCAACUUCUUUGGUUGGACAAAGUGGGUCUGGUAAAUCAACCAUCAUUGGUCUAACUGAGAGAUUUUAUGAUCCUCUUGAGGGUGUAGUGAAAAUUGAUGGUAGAGAUAUAAGGUCAUACCACCUUAGGUCACUAAGGAAACACAUUGCACUUGUUAGCCAAGAGCCCACAUUAUUUGCUGGCACCAUCAGAGAAAACAUUGCAUAUGGAGCAUCCGAUAAGACUGUUGAAUCAGAGAUCAUUGAGGCUGCCAGAGCAGCCAAUGCUCAUGAUUUCAUUUCAGGAUUACAAGAUGGGUAUGAUACAUGGUGUGGAGAGAGGGGAGUGCAGCUAUCUGGGGGCCAAAAGCAGCGCAUUGCAAUAGCCAGGGCCAUACUGAAAAAUCCAGCAAUUUUGCUUUUAGACGAGGCCACCAGUGCACUAGACAGCCAAUCAGAGAAAGCUGUGCAAGAUGCACUUGAAAGAGUGAUGGUGGGGAGAACCAGUGUGGUUGUGGCACAUAGGUUAAGCACCAUACAAAACUGUGACCAAAUUGCUGUGUUAGAUAAAGGCAAGGUGGUGGAGAAAGGUACCCAUCAAUCUUUGUUGGCCAAAGGACCCACAGGAGCUUACUUCUCAUUGGUCAGCCUCCAAAGGAGCCCCCACAACAACACAACUCACACAAUCAACUAAAAACUACUUUAAGGUUUGAUUAGGCUUUUUUACAGUUGCCAUCAAAAUUUUGAUGUGCAAGGCCUAGCUCAUUUACAAUCCUUUCUUCCAACUAUUCCUUUUCUUCCCUCCCUUUCGUCCACGCCUUCAGUAGAGAUGCUGAAAUGAAGAUGGCAAUCCAAUCCUUGUAAUAUGAGUUCAAAUGUGAUAAUAAAUACUUACCUUUAUAUAUGUAAAUGCAUAAAACAAAAUUAAACUACAAAAAAAGUAUGAUCUUAGCAUGCUUUGCCAACAA